AUGGCCACACCAGACCCACAAGUGGCUGUGCCUCCAACACUACCAACACAGCCACAUAUAUCAACCCAGCCUGUGACCCUGCAAAACUGGUACAAGAAGAUCAAUUGGCUCAAUACGACACUGGUCGUCCUCAUCCCAAUCUAUGGCCUCUAUCUUUCCCUUUCUACACCCCUCACCCGUCCUACACUGCUAUGGAGCAUCCUUUACUAUGCCACAACCGCCUUUGGUAUCACAGGCGGUUACCAUAGAUUAUGGAGUCACCGUUGUUACUCUGCACGUCUUCCUCUACGCAUUUUUCUCGCAUUCGUAGGGGCCGGUGCCAUCCAAGGAAGCAUACGCUGGUGGAGCGCUAAUCACCGCGCUCACCAUCGUUGGACUGAUACCAUGAAAGACCCAUAUUCGGUCAUGCGGGGUCUACUCUUCUCCCACAUUGGAUGGAUGGUCUUAAACACGGACCCCAAAGUGAAGGGACGUACGGAUAUUUCUGAUCUGGACAACGACGCCAUUGUCGUUUUCCAACACAAGCACUAUGGCAAGAUUCUUAUUUUUACCGCCUGGAUCUUUCCUGCAUUAGUCGCUGGCCUGGGAUGGGGAGAUUGGUGGGGAGGUCUUGUGUACGCAGGCAUCAUUCGAGCGUGUCUCGUUCAGCAAGCGACAUUCUGUGUCAAUUCGUUGGCACACUAUCUUGGAGAGCAACCGUUUGAUGACCGCAGGAGCCCUAGAGAUCAUGUGUUUACCGCUCUCGUUACCAUGGGAGAAGGCUACCACAACUUUCAUCACGAAUUCCCUAGCGACUACCGUAACGCUAUCCUCUGGUACCAAUACGACCCCACUAAAUGGCUGAUCUGGGGCAUGUCCAAAAUCCCCUUCUUCCCACUAACCCAAGACCUCAAGACGUUCCGCGCCAACGAAAUCGAAAAAGGCCGUCUCCAACAACAGCAAAAAGCUGUAGACAAGAAACGCGCAGCACUCGACUGGGGCACCCCGCUUUCCCAACUGCCCGUCCUCUCCUGGGACGACUUUCAAACCCAAGCUUCUACAAAUGGCGCCGCGCUGGUAGCUAUUGCUGGUGUCAUCCACGACAUCUCGCCUUUUAUCGCCGACCACCCCGGCGGUAAAACACUGAUCAAAUCUGCGAUUGGGAAAGACGCAACUGCUGUAUUUAACGGGGGUGUGUAUGAACACUCAAAUGCAGCACACAACCUGCUCUCAACGAUGAGAGUAGGUAUUCUGCGCGGAGGCCAAGAAGUAGAGGUCUGGAAAUCGAGUGCGGAGCGGGCGUCUAAGGAUGUUAGGGGUUUAGGUAUUGUUCGGGCGGGUGAGCAGGCUACAAGGGUCGCGGCGCCGGCUACUGUGGCUACUGCGGCGUGA
Molecule: messenger RNA, 1371 nt
Organism: Bipolaris zeicola 26-R-13
Lineage: Eukaryota; Fungi; Ascomycota; Dothideomycetes; Pleosporales; Pleosporaceae
Exons: 2
Coding region: 1-1371 (456 amino acids)
Biological process (GO): unsaturated fatty acid biosynthetic process
Cellular component (GO): endoplasmic reticulum membrane
Molecular function (GO): stearoyl-CoA 9-desaturase activity; iron ion binding; heme binding
Source: RefSeq, a predicted model, not a curated record